Spirometra erinaceieuropaei is the source of this 5330-nucleotide messenger RNA. The record is from the annotation of a GenBank genome assembly. NCBI's taxonomy places the organism in Eukaryota, Metazoa, Platyhelminthes, Cestoda, Diphyllobothriidea, Diphyllobothriidae.
AUGUCAAGGAGACAUUUGGUAAAACUACUGCAGCGCAGUGGUGCAGGCAUUGGCCCUAUCUACUUCGCCGACUCUUGCUCUCAUACAGCAAAUGGCAAUGACGAUGAUGAUGAUGAUGAUGAUGAUGAUGAUGAUGAUGAUGAUGAUGAUGAUGAUGAUGAUGAUGAUGAUGAUGAUGAUGCUGAUGAUGAUGAUGAUGAUGAUGAUGAUGAUGAUGAUGAUGAUGAUGAUGAUGAUGAUGAUGAUGAUGAUGAUGAUGAUGAUGAUGAUGAUGAUGAUGAUGAUGAUGAUGAUGAUGAUGAUGAUGAUGAUGAUGAUGAUGAUGAUGAUGAUGAUGAUGGUGGACAUUGAGAUCGAAUGACAACGAAGUUGAAAUUCUGUUCAGACUGCUGGCCGGUUGUUACUCCUGAUUAAGAAAAAUUGUUGCCACCGACAGCAGGCCAGAGAUCACUCAGUUUCCAAAAGACAUUACUCCCAGGACAGAAAAAAAAGAAAUAAUCUGGGCCGGAGUACGUAAGCCCCAUGGUCUUUACGGGCAGGGACAAAGGGUUGGCAACGGGGACAAGUAUCCCCCCCUAUUCCGGGUGGUCUUGUAGGCCUUCCAGGGGCGUACCUAUUCUCGUGCCCUACCGAACAAAGGCCGCCAUCCGUCGGUUCACCCCCUUUUAAUGCAGAGCCAAGAUCCACAUGACUUAUGCCUCUAUUGUCAUAGUGCCCUAUUUACUGAGUGGGAACAAUCCGGAAUCACAGCACAUUCAGCUUCAUUAUUCGCAUGACGUGUUUUGAUUUUGCCCUUUUUAAGGCCUCUUUGACCAAUCGCCCUGGCUUCUCGCACUCAUGGGGAUAUUUGCUGUAUCUCUACUGGUCAAUCUCAUCUUCUGUGUGCGAUGGUGCCUGCUCUGCAUUUUUACAGGUUAGUGGAGUUCCCGCAUUGUUUUAUUUGUCUUUCAGGUCUGGAUUCAGAAAAGGUAGCUAAUUGAAGUAACUGGUCAAUGUCGUGCUGGGCGCGGUUGCCAGGGCGGCUGACGCACAUAUCCAAUUGGCUAAUAACACCUGGGCUACCCAGUAGCGUGGCCGGCCCAGAUUUGAAAGUCUGAGACCACACGCUCCGCACGGCACGGCGGAAAUGAAUUCGGAAAUAGAACAACCCAAAGUUUGUAGUGCGAUCCAGUUAUUAAGGGUACGAGGAGGCCUUAAGGGGUUUUUAAGAUGUGCCAGGGCUAUGAGGUCUCAGCCUCAACAGCUAGAGACGACCAAAGUUUGGUGAUAACGUUCAUGUUGACCACGACACUUAGGGAUAGAUCACUUCAUCCAGCUUCCGGACCCGGUAGGCUUGGCCUCCUCUGUUGGCAUCUGUUUUGACAGCGCUCUGGUGCCCUAGAGUAGCUGUGACUGGAUUUCAUCAACUGCCGAGGCGAUGGCAAAACUGAAGAACAACGAAACACUCAGUGAGGGUUGCCUUUCAGUGGGACUCUACAGGCGCUGUCCAAAGGUACUAGCUGACCAGUUACAUGACCCUCUGAUGUAAAUUUGGAAACAGAUCGUGUCCGUAGACUGGGGCAACCCCACCAUUACGUCAGUUUUAGGCAAGGCUACAGCUUAUUGUGUAAAACCUCUUGCGGAGCAUACCCCCUUUAUAGUGUCGCGGUCCUCCUUUUCCGUCGCCCCCGCAUUUACUGGGAGGCACAGAUAAAUAGGAGUCAGCGUGUCCAUCGGCCAGGACGUUAAUGUAGCGAUCGUCAUUUUUAGUUUUUCCGAACUCUUGAAUAUCGCCACUGCUACGCCUAACGAACUCUCGUAUGCGUUAUGGUCUUUCACUUUCACUUUGAUCCUGUCCAUCAGGAUUCCCUGCAUCAGCUACACUACGUGCUGGCAUGCCACCAAUGUUACUUCGUUUACUUCACACCAGCUAUCCCAGAACACGGACCAAUAUCCGGAUGUAAGCCGAGAAAGGCGACUUUUCCGAUGUCGCCUCUAGCGUCCAUCGACGCCCAGGUUCUUCAGCUUCUGAUUGCACAGCACGCUGACGUCCUAACAGACCGGGAUCCGUGCGUUAAGGAUCUCGAAUAACCUGCCCUGGCACAUUAUUCAGUUGGACGUUUGUGUUGGUGAACAGCUUUUACCACCCUAAGUCGAGCUUCCGGCCUGUCAGGCAAGACCGAACCCGGCUGUCCGAUUUACUAUAAGUACGCGGAUUUUCUCUGAUUUCGACGUGACCUCUGAGACCGAUGUAACAUUAGUAUGUGAUUAGAGGAGGCCUCCGUCAAGACAGUUCGUUUGCACAGACGUGAGCCAGGGUCGGUGCACUCCUAAGGUAUCCAUCGUUUGGAUGUGUUCGGUUGAUUAUGCCCGUGCUCUGUUCUCCGAUGUUUUCGGCUUCGUCUCCAAACAAUAACUUUGCAGUAUAACAGGAAUGCAGUGCUUCAGUUGCGCCUUUAUUACUCGCUUAAUCAGGUCGUUGGGCCAAAUGCCACGCCGAAUGGAAGGCAAAAUCUUCUGACCUGACUCAGGUUGGCCGAGGCAUCGAAGGUAACAGGGGGAGUUGACGUGUCGAAAGCUGACCUUGAGCGCACAUCUGAUCCCAAGGUUGUUGGUUUGUGCGGCGGGCGUGCGAACUGACUCAGUUUAGUUUGGGGUUCCGCUGUUGAUCGACUGCAGUGGAUGGUGGUCGUUCGCGGCGACAUGAGGCCGCAACAUGCAACUGGUUGAAUUAAUCGUGGCGAAUGUCCUCACACUUACGAAUACGUAAGCUGACCUGGUCCAGAGUUUGAACCAUCCCAAACUAGAUCGUGUGUGGUCGCUUCAUGCUGCCCACACCGACCAAUGUUUUGUCGAGAAGACCUGUUAGCAGGUCAGGAUGCGAUGGUUCCACUCUGCCUUGAAGCUCCACUCCACGACCUACAUUGAAUACCAAAGAAGGAAGAGCAGUCGGCAACUGAGAUGUAGUACCGAGGUAGACUGAGACUACCAUUUGUGGCUUAAUUGCACCGUUAGACAUGUCCAGGGAAGCCUGAACUUUAAACCCACGAAGUGAUAUGCUUGAGGCCACGGUCAAACUGAUUUUGCACAGUUAGACCGUCGGAAACCACAACGUCCAUCGGUGUUGACGCCACAUCGGUGACAUGCACUUGAGGCAGAUUACAGUGAGGCAGACUUGAGCGACAUCUACAGCUCUCCCUCCUCCAUAACUCACUCGGCCCCGACGGCGCGCUCGGGCGCAGUGAUUAACAAAGGUAAACAACCAUUUUUACGCCUACCACGCAUGGCCUGGUCCUUGCAGAAUGUAUCAGGCUUUCACGGCGGCCUGAAUCUCACACGCGGGAGACUACCGUAUGGACCACAUUCAGGCAAAACCAUUACGACCUGACUCUCCAUCCUGCAAAGGGCCGAGUUAUCCCGUUAGUUGUCAGUCUUCCAAGUCACGAAAUUUUGCGCGUCGUGAUGGCUUCAGACACUUCAAAUUUACUAUAGCGAGGAAUGCGCUGGCGUGCUGAGAGGAUGGAUUUGCCAGUGUCGGCUUCACGCCUUCUUCCAUCUUCCGUGCUGACUGUUCGAGCCUGUCACCCAUCUGGCGGCUGGCAGGGCGUGAAAGCCUGCGUGUAGGCAUGCUAUCCCACCCCUCUCAUGUAUGGCAACAAUUAUGGGCACUCGCGGACUCUUGGCAGCAAGGCUGGCGCGUUCCGUGAGCCAAUCUGAUCCCGUUCUGUCCCGGCUCAUUUACAGUGCGGCAUAUGGAGCCGCGCUUAGCUGGUAAGGCGUUAAGAUCACGGACCCGCAUGCGGGGGUUUGUAGGGCAGACUGCGCCCUCCUCUAUAACCGAAGACUUUUCAAACGCAAACAGCUCAAAUAGCUACGAUUCAUUCAGCGUCCUUUCUGAGACGCGAGGCCGAUAAAUAAAGCUAUAUUCUUGGGAUGUGAAAAGUUGCAGAAGUUUCUAACCAAUCAAAAAAUCCGCUUCGCAAACAUGUCACACGAUCCUCCUCAGGCUGGAUCCCUGCAUGGGGACAGGUCUCCAAAUGUUAAACUUUGUAUCAUGCAAAAGACAACACGUCGAUGGGUGUACUCGAAUACAUAUUUGUGCAUACAACCGCACUCGACACUUGAAUUUUUUGUCUUAACUGCCAAUCAAACUAUCGGUCCGUCAUAGCCACCACCUCACUGAGCAUCACCAGGCACCCGAGUAAGCUACAAAUUUGCUUCAUACAUUUUAUUGACUAAAAAACCUCAUUCAAAUGCAUGUGGGUCAGAUAUACAGAGAUAACUUCGACAGUCAGAUGACCUCCCACUGCGAUGUCAGUGUUAUCUGAAUUGCCUUUUUCACAUUUUUAGCCUUCAGCCGGUGGAAUUAUUUAUUCCUUUGCUUUAAAUUCCCCUUUCCUCCAGAAAAACGUAAACAAGACUUCAGUGAACACCGGACAUUAGGCGGAAUUUUAUGCCUACCGACCCGUGCUAGGGGUUCCAGUUCAGUGCUCUGGGAGAACGACGUUAUACCUGCGCCGCUCAGUAGCGACUGCCAUCCGGGCUGCGGUCUUCUUGAGGAUAUGUCUCCGAACUUUCGGCACUUUAGCACCCUUACUCACGGUUAUCCAUUCGAGCCCCAGCUCCCUGCUUUCAAUAGUGAAGAAGGUCGGUUUGCUUUUAUAAACGGCACCAUAAAGCCGAACCAACUGGAUGGUCUUUACCGAGCCCGCAGCGCCGGUUUCCCCCGCGCUUCUCUGCCCGGGUCACGUGAUUGGUCCACAGUGAGGUCAAACCAGGUACGCGGCGGUGCCGUGCCUUCAGACGGCACCCCCUACCUGAUAGCCAAUCCCCUAUUUACAGACAACCCCCCGGUGCCCGCUCCCGCACCCUACCUAACUGCCCGUCUCCCGGCUGACGCCAACGACACGCCAGUCCUGAUGACCGGUGAAACCACAGUGCCCGAGAUGGUCCUGCCUACUGCACAAGGGAACCUGUCCACUCAGCCAGGUCUUGCUGGACGCAGAGGAAUCUUUCGACCAUCUCCCGGGAAUCCCCACGGUUUACAUCAUACAUCUUCUUGCGGCGGCGCCACUGUCUACGACGAUGUUGCAAGCAGUUCCUCGGCGGUCCUACCUCUAAGGACUGCUGAUAACCACCUGGCCACAUCAGGAAACCGACUGUGCCCUGCAGCGCCGCACUACCUGCCCUCAAUGGCGGAGCACCUGAUAGUGGUGGCCGAUGAAUCUGAGCCUGUCGACAGUGGGCCCCCAGAUCCCGAAACAAACAGUCCAAAAAAUAUUUACGUUCUGCACAGUCCGCCAACCCAAAUGACCCCCACUGGCAAUGUCGACAAUGAACCUCCCUGCUGA